Messenger RNA from Penicillium antarcticum, 1980 nucleotides. RefSeq lists its product as uncharacterized. The coding region runs from base 1 to 1980 and encodes 659 amino acids. The transcript is spliced from 2 exons. NCBI's taxonomy places the organism in Eukaryota, Fungi, Ascomycota, Eurotiomycetes, Eurotiales, Aspergillaceae. The record is from RefSeq and is a predicted model, not a curated record.
AUGCCGAAGAGAACCAAGCCUCGGUCUACCGAUGUUUCUCUGGAUUAUCUCAACAACGUCAACACCGAACUCAAAAGGCGGCGCACGGUCAAUGAACCCAUACCCAAUAUUUACGAUCUCCCUACCUCACCACCGGAACCUCAAGAAACGCGCAGGGCUCGACGCGACCGUAUCAGCGAACCAACGACGCGAUUUAGAGCUUUAAGAAACCGCCAAAUCGGAGUUGAUCCAGUGUCACAAAGUGCAACCCCUCGCAGCCUUUCCAACGGGGAACAACAAUCAUCCAACGACAAUCAAUCCGCCGAACACAUUGAUCAAUCUACAGGAUCACAACAAAUUCAAGCUGAGAUUGAGACCAUUGGAGAGAAUGAGGCAAACGCCAGCAAUGAGAGGCAGUUCACCCCACCCGCGCCUAUCCAUUCCAGCAUCGAUGACCUCUUCGCACCCAGAGAGGGAUAUCAGCCCGAAUCCAGCGGUUUUGUAUCUAUCAACGGCCCACGGCGAGUUAGUUCUGGAAACCUGCGCCCUCGCCCCCGCGCUAGCGACCUCUUCCCAGCGAAGUCGCCCCAGAUAACCGAAGCGCAGAACGAAGGAGAAGAAAAUAGUUCACCUGCUUCUGUAGAUAGUUAUUCCAAUGGAGUUCACAGCGGCAGCGAUAAUGGGGACUUACAUCAUGAGAAGCCGAACGGCAACGAGUCUGAGUCCGAUAUUAGCGAAGAAAUCGUGGAAGGGCAGGACAGUGACGAAAAUGGCGUCGAGGGCGAGGAAGAGGAAACCCUGUUCUCUCAACCCGUACACCUCUUUUCGGACGAUGCCGACCCUGAAGCUCAAGAUGAUCCAGAGAGCGAUUCUGCAGAAAUCCACAGUCCAAUACCUACACAGCACCCCGCUAAGCCAUCUGCCAUUGAGGUGCAGAUUCCCACCCAAACAAAGGAUUCCCGGAAGCGCACACAGAGGAAUCAAUCGGAUGCAACUGAAUCACAAUCCUCACAAAAUCAAUACAGUAGUCAGAUACCGGAGACCCCGGCUCAGCCCCGUCAAAGACGAAGAGACCAUGCCAGUCGAAAGGAGGAUGCUGCGGAUCGUCCAACAACAUCGUCUAGGGGGAAAGAACCCUCAAACCGACGGGGCACGCUUGGUCUAGUCGAGGAUCACGAGGUCCGACUCGGUAUCUUUUCUUGGCUCAAGGAUAGUGUGAAGGAAUCCGGGUUCAAGGAGGAUUGGGAGCUCAUUUGCCGUCAGAGAAGAACUUUAAAACCGCGAGCUGAUUUCGAGCUGGAAGGCCGUUUCUCAGGCACAGAAAAGCUCAUCCAACGGUUACGCGACCUCUACAAGUCUAUGACCCAAGAACCAUAUUCAGCCCAUUUCCUGAUAGACCACUGUCGACUCAUCGCGAACAGCAUUUUUAACGAAGGUCAGUCAGUUAUCGUUGAAGAAGCCCCGAACAUGGAAGAAGAUCUCGGUGGACACUUGAUCAAUCAAUUUGAAGCACAUAUUGUGCCCGAUUUGAUCAAGCUCCUCGUUGUGGCCUUCCAAACCUGGAAGACUACAGGAGAACGCGCAAAACCACACUUUCGCAUUGCAUUAGAUCUAAUCUGGGCCAUAUGUUACCGGAUAUCUUCAAUCAAAGACGUUUAUGACCACCUGGGAUCUUACGUCCUAGCUACAUCUCGUGAGAUCCUUAAAAGUAUCAAGGUCAUCAAAGAUGCGCUCGAUGAUGGUCGACUGCUUGAAAGAACAUCUCGAGUCCAUCGAGUCCCCACCAAAUACAAACACUUUGAACAGACGGAGGUUCAAAGCAAGAUUACUUGUGACCCGUGGACCAAGGCAGAGAAACUGGCGCUUCUGGAGGGAAUCAAUGGGCCCACCGAUGAUGAAGACACAUUUGUCGACCUUAAAUCUGACAUGAGAUAUGGGCCUACGCUUGAAAGACGUACUCUCAAAGACCUGAAAGCCGAAGCCCAGCGACGGAGACUAUGA